AUGUCGAGAGAAGGAUCACCAAGAGAAAAACCUACAGAUGAAUCUGCAUCAACUCAUCAACCUUUAUCAGUUAUGGAUGCAGGAUCUGUUGAUACUCAAGUCACACCAGAUGCACAAACACAGGAAGUUUUAAAUUCUGAAAAUGAGCUUUCUACUUCAAUAACACUUGAUUCAACUCAAAUACCAUCACUACCUGAACUAACUCAGGAAAAUAAUGAACAACAAGAAGAACAAGAAGAAGAAGAAGGAGGAGGAGGAGAAGCAGAUGAACAAACAACACAAAUUGAUCAACAAGAUAUUCAACCAGAACAAAUUACAACAGUUACAGAUAAUGAAAAUCAAGAUAUUGUUGAAAAACCAGAACAUGAAAGUCCACCAAGACUUCCAGAUACAUUCUAUUAUGAUGCAGAAAAAAUUCAUGCUAAACCAUUAACAACAAAUGAAGCGACAUUCCCACAAAAUACAUUAACAAUGUUUCGAUCAUUUGCUUAUGAUUGUGAUAAACGUGGAAAUUUACAUAUAUUAGAUAAUAAAACAGUUAUGUUUGCUGCUGCUUGUGUUAUUGAAAUAAUUGAUUUACCUAGUGGACAGCAUAGAUACAUUCAAACAACAGGUGGUUAUAGUAUUGGAGCAGUUGUUGUUCAUCCAAAUAGACAAUAUUUUGCUGUUGGUGAAAAAGGUGAUAUUCCAAAUAUAGUUAUAUAUGAAUAUCCAUCAUUAAGACCUUAUAGAAUAUUAAAAGCUGGUACACAACGUUCUUAUGCUUAUCUUGAUUUUAAUACUGAAGGUGAUUUACUUGCUUCACUUGGUUCAAGUCCAGAUUAUAUGUUAACAAUAUGGGAUUGGCGUGAUGAAAAGAUUUUAUUACGUAGCAAAGCAUCAUCACAAGAAGUUUUUAAAGUAUCAUUUUCAAAAGAUCUUAAAGGACAUUUAACUACAUCUGGUAUUGGUCAUAUUAAAUUCUGGAAAAUGGCUCGAACAUUUACUGGUUUAAAAUUACAAGGUGAAUUAGGUCGAUUUGGACGAACAGAAAUUUCUGAUAUUGAAGGUUAUCGUGAAUUACCAGAUGGAAAAGUUAUUUCUGGUACUGAAUGGGGUAAUAUGUUAUUAUGGGAUGGUGGUUUAAUUCAAAUAGAAGUUUGUCGUAAAAAAGGCAAACCUUGUCAUAAUGGUCCAAUACAACAAGUACUUUUAAAUGAAAGUGAUGUAUAUACUGUUGGUGAAGAUGGUUAUAUACGUAUUUGGGAUUUUGAAACUAUUGAUACAGCUGAAGCAAUUGAUGAAGGAUCAAAAAUGGAAAUGGAACCAUUGAAUGAACUUCGAGUUGGAACAGAUAGUAAAUUAAUGGGAAUCAAACAUGGAGUUGUUGAUGAUAUGAGUCUUUGGUUUGCUCAGGAUGCAAGAGGAAAUAUUUGGAAAUUAGAUUUAACAUUUUCGAAAAAUAGUGUUGAUCCAGAAGUUCUUCUUUCAUUUACAUCAGGUGCUGUAACUGGUCUUGAUACUUCAUCAGUUUAUCAUAUGUUUACUUGUUCGGCUGGCAAUACUAUUCGAAUUUAUAAUAUUCUUACACAAGAAAUUUUAUCUCAAAAAAUGUUUGUAACAAAUGUUACAAGUUUAAAAUGGCUUCCAACUGUUUUUGAUGAAAAAUCUGAUGGAAUAUUAGUUGGAUUUUCUGAUGGUGUUAUACGAUAUUUCAAACUUCGUUCGGGUAUUAAACCAAAUGGAACAGAAAAAAAAUUUGAAUUUGAUUUACGAAUGAUACAAGUUCUUAAACCACAUACAAAAUCGGUUACAUUUAUUACUGUAGAAGUUAAAAAUCAAUGGAUAGCUACUGGAAGUACUGAUGGAACAGUAUUUUUCUUUAAUUUUACACCAAAAGGUUUAAAUCCAAUUGGUUUUGUCAAUGUAAACGAGACAAUAACUUUUAUGACAUGGACACCAGCUCAAUAUGAUAAAACUUGUCUUCUUGUUUGUUUGAACAAUGGUGUUAUACUUGAAUAUGAAGGACCAGGUGGUAUUAAAUUUGAUACAUCAACAUCAUAUUUAAUUGAAACACAAUUACCUGUACGAAUAUUUCGUUUUCGAAGUAUUAAAUCUCGAUUACGACAUGAAGAAGAACUUGAACGAAAACGAAAAGAAGAAGAAGAACGACAAAGAAAAUUAGAAGAAGAAAGACGUUUACGUGGUAUUGAAAAGAAAGAGAAAGAAGGUGAACGACCUACGGAACAAGAAGAAGAAGAAAAAAAAGAAGAGGAUGAUUGGAAACCAUAUAUACCUGAAACACCUAGUGCAGCUUUAUUUGCAGCUUAUACAUCUCCAGAUACAUUUUGGCUUUCUAUGGAUAAUUAUGAUGCUGGAUAUUUAUAUCAUUGUCAAUUUUCAAAUAAAGAUGAUCGUUUUCAAUAUAAUCCAGAACGACAAGAUACUAUAGUAAAUACUUUACCUGUACCAAAUACAGACUUAGCAGAUGGUAAUGAUAUUCCAUUAACAAGUAUUCUCAUUAGAGAAAAAUUAAAUUUAAUAUGUGUUGGUUUAAAAAAUGGUUUUAUACGUAUUUAUCCAUAUGGUGGUACACAAAUAUUUCAAUCACUUGAUGAUUAUUGGACAAGAGGAUCACAUGAUACUGAAUAUGGAAUUGUAACUCAUUUAAUUACAUCAUUUGAUGAUCGUUUUGCAUUUUCUGGUGGUGCUGAUGGAAAUAUAUUUGGUUAUGUUGUUAAAGAAGAUUUAAAUAUUUUUCAAGAACAAUUUGAGAUACCUAAAAUGCCAGCAUAUACAGGUGAAAUCGAACCACAAGAUAUAACUGAACCGAAACAUUAUUCAAUUGAAGAAGAAAAACAAAGAGCUGAACAAGAUAAAAUGAAAAAAUCAGCUGAAGGAUUAAAAAGUGAAAUGCGACAAAGAGUUGAAGGUUUAAGAGGAAAAUUUCGAAGAUUAUUAAUAGAAAAUGAUCAAUUACCAGCAGAUUUAAGAACAGCUCGUCAAGAUUUUAUUCUUGAUGAAAAUAUUCGACAAAAUUUUCUUGCUGAACUUCAAGAUAAAAUUGAUCUAUCUGUUAAAGAAUUAGCAUGGGAAUCUGAACGUUGUAAUGUUGCAUUAAGAAAAUUAGAACAAUGGUUUGUCGAUCCUGUUGCUCAAGAUGUUGUUUCAGUUAAAAGUUUUGAUGGUCAAUGGGAAGUUAGUACAUUUCGUACUAUCGAAUUACCGAAGGAUUUUUAUUCAUUACAAGAAGAAAUUGAACGACAAAAAAAUGCUUUACUUGAUAAAGGAAAAAGAAAAGAGACUAUUGAAAUUUCUGAUGAAAAAGCUGGUGAAAGUCGAGAAGCACGUACUACUGAAUCGAAAUCUUCAACAACAAAAUUAAAAGGUGCUAAAGCAAUGCGUGUAGAACGUUUAUUACGUAAAAUGGAAGAACGUGCUAAACGACGACAAAAACGAAAAGAAGAGUGGACAGCACUUUAUCAAAAGAAAAAACCAGAAGGAUAUGCUGAUCCAGUUGAAGUUGAAAAUAUUCGUUAUGCAAAAGAUAAUAUGGGAAAUUAUUUUUUAAAAUCAGCAUCGGAUUAUGUUGUACCAGUUGAACAACGGCUUACUGUUCUUCGAGCACUUGAUAGAAUCAUGAAAUUGAGAUUUGUGACAUAUACAUAUAAAAUGAAAUUUAAUCAACGUGUUUUGGAUCUUAUUCAACGUAAACGUACUCUAACUGAACAAAUAAAUAAUGAACUUGUACGAUUACGAAAUCUUGGUCAAAGUCAGCCAAAUUAUGAAGAAUUAUUUAAUAUUCCUCUCUUACCAUCUGUUCACGAUGGACAAGAAAAUCGUUUUCACUUUACUCGUGAAGAAAUUCAAGCAUUUCGUGAAGAACAUGAACAACGUAAUGGUGAUUUAACAAAACCUGAUGAAGAUUCAUCAAAUACAAACACUCGUCAAUCAUCAAUAAAACGUCCGAUUGAUCUUCGUUGGUCUGUAAAUUUAAAAGAACCAUUACCAUCUAAUAUUCUCAAUAGAAAUCGUUCUAAUGAAACUACUACAAAUGAUAAUACACCAAUUAAUAUCUUACGUGAAGUAAACGAUCCUGAAAAUUCAAAUUUUGAUCCAUUCACUUAUCGAUCAUUUUUUGAACGUGAUCAAAUACUUGAAAAUGUUAAAGAAACAAUGCGUACAUUUGAUAAUGAUGUUUGUCUAUUAUAUUAUCUUAAAAUGAUAAAAACAUUACGAGCUAAAGAAACUGAUCUUCGAUGUAUUACAUUCUAUGAAGAAUUAAUGUUAAUGAAAGAAUUUGAACGAACAGAAAAUGACUUAGAAAAUAAAGUUGUUGAAGCACAAAAACGAUUUGAUAAUGAACAAACAAAAAUAAAUGAAUUCAAUGGAAAAAUUGAUCUAAAAAAAAAAGAUAUUGAAAAUUUAGAUGAACGAAUGAAACAUAUUUAUGCACGUUUUGAUGAAAUGAUACCAAAAGAACAUAAAUUUUAUAAUUAUCUUUUACGAGUUUUAAAUAAGAAAAUUAAACGAAAAAAACGUGUUGAAGGAGAAGAAGCAGAUGAUGCUGAUGAUAUGUCUCAAGAUUUGGAUGAAGAAGAAGAUUGGGAACUUGAAGAUGAAGAAGAUGAGGAUCAAAUAGCUAAUGAAGAUCCAACACGACAACUUGAUGUUGAUAUUUGUCCACCAAAUCUUGAUCAAAAAGUAUAUGAUGAUGUUGUUGCUUUACGUGAAAAACGACUUGAUCUUGAUGAAGCAAUAACGGAUGAAAAAUCCGUUUUACAAUCAUUACAACAAACACUUGGACAAACACAAAUUUAUUCGAAUAAAAUUGAUGCUGAAUUAAAAUCAAAACAAGCUGAUUUAAUUGAUUUUCAAAAAAAGAAACAACGAAAAAUUAAUGAUAUUAAUGUUGCUAUUGGUAUUCGUUGUCAUCAAAUUCGUUAUGAUCGUUCAACUCAUUUACCAGAUGAUUUAUCUGAUGCAUUAAUCUUUAAUAGAAUUAAUAAAUUAGGUUUAACAAAUCGUAUAGUUGAUGUUAAAACAGAAAUUAAACGAGAAAAAGAACGAUACGUAAAUAAAAAACAAGAACGAAAAGAUUUAUCACAUGAAUUAAAACAUGCUGCUCAGGUUAUAAAACUUUUAACUGAUGAAUGUAAUAAAUUAAUGGUAGAAAAAUUUGGUAAAUUAGUUCAAUUAGAAAAAUUAGAAGGAGCUAUUGUUAAUUUACAAAUCGAAGAGCUUAAACAAAAACUUGAUGAUGCUGGUGAUGAAUAUUAUAAUACAAUGACACAAUAUGAGCUUCUUAAAAUCGAAGAACAUGAUGAUACAAUUGAUUUAUUGAAAACAAAUACAAAACGUCUUGAUGAAUUAACUCAACUUGUUGAUGAAAAACGUCUUCUUGAUGAACAACUUGUUUCACGCAAAACAAAAGCUGCUGAUGAAUUUACGGGUCCAUCAAAACAAAGUAUUGAAGAAUUUGAUCGUUUAUGUACUCUUGUUCAAUUACAAGCACAAGAAAUUGAAGCCUUAAAAGCUGAAAUAAGUAUUUUAUCACGUAAAGGUGGACAUAUUUUACCACCAAAUCCAGCUAUACUUCCACAAAAUUCGUGA
Molecule: messenger RNA, 5592 nt
Organism: Rotaria sordida
Lineage: Eukaryota; Metazoa; Rotifera; Eurotatoria; Philodinida; Philodinidae
Source: the annotation of a GenBank genome assembly